UUCGGCUCAACCCUUUAAAUAUCAGAGGCGCUGGAGCAGAGGGACAGUCAGGAUCCGGCAGCUGAGGAGUAGCUUUGGACUGAAGCCAUGGACGUUCCUCCUCUCAUGCUCCUGCUGGGUCUGCUCCACCUGACCUGGACUGGAGUGUUGAGCAGACACACAGAUCACAGAAAUCUGUUCACACAGAGAGCGUGCUGCAAGAGACAGAGCCAUGUUGUAUAUAUUGGACAAGACAUCUCAGGGGGUCCUGUCAGCAUAGACGUGGGGAUGUGCAGGCCACACUGCGGGGGGGGGUCCAGGUCGUCACAUGACGCUGCACAGCAGGAGUAUUCGAAGUACUCGUCGAUGCUGGAAUUUCUCAAGAGCAAAAGAAUUAAAGCGCGCGGCUCGGACGCUCCGGAGGCGGCGGCGCCGACCCAGCUGCCCUCGUGCGGGAUGAACCAGGCGUGCGAGCCCACCGGCAUGCGGGUGGAGCGGGUGCUGCUGCUGGAGGGCCCGCGGGAGGUGGAGGUCAUCGAGGAGUGCCACUGCGAGAUCCGGCUGUCGCAGUGCUUCCGCGUGCCGGCGCUGCGGACGUAUUACUCGGACACGCCGUACGAGGCCGUCAUCGACGUGGGAGGAUGCUCCCGGUCCAAGGGCUCCCCGGAGGGGUUCUCCUGUGUCCCCACGGUGUUCGACUCGGCCUUGGUGGAAACGCCCAACAAAGUGGACCUGGUCCAGACUGUGGUGGCCUGCGAGCUGAAGGAGAGCUGCUACCGGGUCUCACAUGUAGAGUAUUACUACGAAGCCGUGUACCACGCAGAGGGAGUCAAAGAGGAGCGGCUCAAAGUAAGUCCACCUCGUCUGGGUUUCCUCCGGCGCGCGUGGACCAGAACCUUCUUUGACGACGCCACUUUCGCCUCUUUUGUGAUCGCGUGGGGAGGAAAUGGGGCGGGAGUCGGGCGUCAGACCGUAAUGAAGUGUCUUUAUUCACCAGCCGUGCGUCGGGGGCAGCACUUAAUCAAGCUAAUCCGCUGCUGGGCGGCUGGCACCGCACGCCCCCGCUGUGAAGGGCCUCGGCGUGUGUGCUCCAUGCUUAUUCAUGCGCGGCCCACGGCAGCAGACGCCAUCAGUUUCAUUUGCAAAUGA
Betta splendens (Siamese fighting fish) is the source of this 1128-nucleotide messenger RNA. RefSeq names its product pinhead (gene pnhd). The transcript is spliced from 5 exons. The coding region runs from base 88 to 1128 and encodes 346 amino acids. NCBI's taxonomy places the organism in Eukaryota, Metazoa, Chordata, Actinopteri, Anabantiformes, Osphronemidae. The record is from RefSeq and is a predicted model, not a curated record.